AUGGGCGUCAAGGGAGAGCCUAUCCAUGUUGUCGUCCAAGAAUCUACUCGGUCGCUUGUCUUUCGCUGGGUCAAGUUUUUCGCUACCUUCAUCGUAUUCACCUAUCUGUGCUUUGCAGCCGUGACAAUCCUGAUUGAGACGCUGAGCACCUUUAGACGUGGCCCUGGUGCCAAGGCCGACUCUGAGGUCAAGGCUGAAAAACAGACAACUCGAUUUGACGAUGUCCACGGAUGCGACGAGGCCAAAGAAGAGCUACAGGAGGUUGUCGAAUUCCUCCGCAACCCCGAAAGUUUCUCCGACCUCGGUGCUAAGCUGCCCAAAGGUGUUUUGCUGGUUGGUCCCCCCGGUACUGGAAAGACGCUUCUCGCUCGUGCUGUUGCCGGAGAAGCUGGCGUUCCUUUCUUUUACAUGUCCGGCAGUGAAUUUGAUGAAAUCUUUGUCGGUGUUGGAGCCAAACGCGUUCGGGAACUGUUUGCUGCGGCCAAGGCCAAGUCUCCUGCUAUCAUCUUCAUUGACGAACUGGAUGCGAUUGGCGGAAAGCGUAACCCAAGGGAUCAAGCUCAUUCCAAGCAGACCUUGAAUCAAUUGCUCACAGAACUUGAUGGAUUCGACACGGAUACAAAGAUUAUCAUCAUGGCAGCUACCAACUUGCCCAAGCUUCUUGACAAGGCUCUUACUCGACCUGGAAGAUUCGAUCGACACAUCAACGUGGAUUUGCCGGACGUUCGCGGCCGCAUCGCCAUUUUGAAGCACCAUGCCAAGAAGAUUAGGCUGUCACCCGACGUGGACCUUGAAGCCAUUGCUGCACGCGCUCCUGGACAAUCUGGUGCUGAUCUUGAGAACAUGCUCAACGUCGCGGCGCUACGCGCUAGCAGGGCAAAGGCUCGCGAGAUUUCUAAGAACGACAUUGACUGGGCAUUUGACCGGAUCACCAUGGGGGCAGAGAGAAAGUCAAUGGUUGUGACGGAGAAAGAAAAGGAAAUGACGGCAUACCACGAGGCCGGCCACGCUCUUGUCCAACUAUUCGAAAAGGAAAGCUCCAACAGACUCUACAAGGUUACGAUUCUUCCCAAGGGUCCGUCCCUAGGCCAUACUGCCCAUGUUCCCGCCAUGGAUAAGUACUCUUACACUGCGGCCGAAUACAUGUCCAACAUCCGCGUGCUCCUCGGAGGCAAGAUGGCAGAAGAAAUGCGAUACGGUGAUGACAAAGUCACUUCAGGUGUUUCCAACGUAAGCUUAGCUUUUCCCUACUGCCUUGACAAAUAUGCGUGCUAA
Messenger RNA from Trichoderma gamsii, 1275 nucleotides. RefSeq names its product cell division protease ftsH. The record is from RefSeq and is a predicted model, not a curated record. Lineage: Eukaryota; Fungi; Ascomycota; Sordariomycetes; Hypocreales; Hypocreaceae. Gene Ontology annotation, cellular component: mitochondrial inner membrane. Bases 1 to 1275 code for a protein of 424 amino acids. The transcript has a single exon. Gene Ontology annotation, molecular function: ATP hydrolysis activity; ATP-dependent peptidase activity; metalloendopeptidase activity. Gene Ontology annotation, biological process: mitochondrion organization; protein quality control for misfolded or incompletely synthesized proteins.